GAUUGUUUCUGCUUCUGUCAGUCAAAGAAAAUUGUCAAGUUGAGUUAAAUAUUGUAGCUUUAAAAUAAUAUAAAAUCAUAUAAUCUUUGUAAUUUGAAGAAGAAUAAAAAGUUUUUACUUAUAAAUAAUUUAUAAUAUUUGGUGCGAAGACCAUGUUGCUUUGUUCAGAAGAAACGCUUUGAAUGGGACGUGAACGCGAUGAGUUCGAAACAAACAAUUUAUCAUGAAAAACAGGUUAAAGAGUUGUGCGCUUUACACGCACUUAACAAUUUAUUCCAGAUGCGCGCAACAUAUUCAAAGUCUGAGUUAGAUGCAAUAUGCAGCAGGCUGUCCCCCAAUGUGUGGAUCAAUCCACACCGGUCCAUGCUGGGGCUGGGCAACUAUGACAUCAAUGUGAUAAUGGCAGCUCUACAGAAGAAGGGCUGUGAGGCUGUCUGGUUUGAUAAGAGGAAGGACCCAGGUUGUUUGGAUUUGUCAAACAUCUGUGGUUUCAUACUGAAUGUGCCAUCAGAUUAUAAACUGGGGUUUGUAAUGUUACCACUGCGCCGACGACACUGGAUCACCAUUCGGCAAAUACAGGGCAACUUCUACAACCUUGACUCUAAGCUUGAAACACCACAGUUAAUUGGAAGGAGCAGUGAUCUAAUAGCAUACCUAAAAGAGCAGCUUGAUAGCAAAGAAAAGGAAUUGUUUGUAGUAGUAAGCAAAGAGGUAGAGGAGAAGCAGCUAUGGAUGCACCAGUACACGGUACAGAACAGCAAGCAGUGUCCACAGAGCACAGGCACGUUGCCGGCUGACAACCAGUGCGACAGUCCCGAGGACAGUGUGUCCUCCCUCUCACACUACGACUACAGAAACCGAGACGCAGAGUGCGUCAGAGUGACAGAUGUGAGGAAUUGUGUUGGCAGUGGAGAAAAUAAUUUUAAUGUGUGACUUUUAAGACUUGGUAAUACUUUCCACAGACUGCUUGUGACAGCAUAGCAAUUUAUAAUGUGUUCACAGAUUUUUCACUGUAUGUGUGGUGUGUAUUGAAAAGAUACUUACAUAAGAAUUGGUGUUGGUUUGCAACUGAUAAGGGAAUAGGCUGUUAAGCCAAAUUGCAGUCUGUUGUUUCAGUACUUAAAUGAGUAUUGUUCUAUUUAUUUUAUUAAUCUAUUUGUUUUUAUAUGCACUUUAUUUUUGUUUUGCACAAAUAAUGUUGAAGAUUGCAGCAUAUUGUUGUUUUUAUUUUAAUAUAUUUUCUUGUUACAUAAGGCCUAAGGUUACAAAUAGUAACAAAUAUAGUAAAUCUAGAUAGAUCUUGCCUUUUACGAUGGUCUUUCUACAGCAAUAUUUCUAAGACUGUAAUAUUAUGUAAGCCAUCCGAUCUUCAUAGCAUUUCCAAACUUUUAGAGGUCUUCAUCUUUUAUAUAAUAAUAAAAUAAUAGCAAUCAAUACAGUGAUAGUUCUGAUAGUAAUUGAUACUAUGCCUGUUGAAUGUUACAAUAUAAUAUCAUGAUAUACUGUUUCAGUACUAUGCCAAAUAUGAUAACCAAACUGUUUGAAUCUAUAAUAUUGAAUAACUUGGCCAAAAUACAUAAUAGAUUAAUGUUGUUACAGAUAUCUUCUAUCUAUAUUUUUUGUUAUUAAUAUUAUUUAUGUGAUAACUUUACAUUCUGGAUGCACUCAACUAAGUUUUAUAUCACAUUUUAUUUUGUUUUACAUCUUCAAAAUAAGUGUCAUCACAUGGGCUCUGUUCACAUACAAACUACAUGAUCAUCAUCACCAUUUCGUGUCAUUAAUAAGGUACUCUAAUGUUCCACAUAAGAAAGAAGUAUGUAAUUCUCAAAUCUGAACAGGGCCUAAUCUUUAAAUCGGUCGCAAGGUGAUAAAUUCCAAGUGGACGAUGAUUAUUUAAAGGUAAUAGCUCACUUCGGCAGCCAGGUAACCAGGCCGCACAGCUUCGCCUCGAGCUGUCGAUAUUCUUUAAAUGGACUUGCGAGAAUGUGACUGUUAAAUAGGUGACCACCAUUGGACAGGACGCUAGUUGACCGAUCAGUCAGUUGGCCACUCAUCAGAUGGUUACGUGGUAUUCCGUGAUGCCCACGAGAUGUGCGGGUCAGGUUCGGAAGUGACGUAGUGAGCCAUGACCUUUUUAGUUACUGAACUUCUCAUAAGUUUUUUACUAUUAAACUUUACUGUACAUAUAAGAUAUUUUUCCAAAAAAAUAGAAAGUGUGAUGAUGGA
Messenger RNA from Helicoverpa armigera (cotton bollworm), 2226 nucleotides. It is a transcript of the gene Josd, whose product is annotated as josephin-2. Gene Ontology annotation, molecular function: cysteine-type deubiquitinase activity. The record is from RefSeq and is a predicted model, not a curated record. NCBI's taxonomy places the organism in Eukaryota, Metazoa, Arthropoda, Insecta, Lepidoptera, Noctuidae. The transcript is spliced from 4 exons. Bases 199 to 933 code for a protein of 244 amino acids. Gene Ontology annotation, biological process: protein deubiquitination.